Molecule: messenger RNA, 774 nt
Organism: Striga asiatica
Lineage: Eukaryota; Viridiplantae; Streptophyta; Magnoliopsida; Lamiales; Orobanchaceae
Source: the annotation of a GenBank genome assembly
AUGAGAAUUACCACCCGAUUCAAGCCGGCAGCAUAUCCUUUCCCACGACAAUGCCGUUUAGUCUGCUCCAAUGCCGUCUCGGUGGCAAGAAAGAUUUCUGUUACUUAUAAGAAGGCUCUGCACGCGUGCACUCCAGUCACAUUCGCUCUGGUAAUUCUGAUCGUCAUUAUCUGUGAUUCGCUCUCUUCGGUAAACGCUCUACUCUACUCUCCUCCUCCUCCUCCUCCUCCUCCUCCUCCUCCUGCUUCUGUUUGUGUAGUGAUUUCGUGUUUCGCUCUAGUUGGUAAGCGCUCUACUCUUUAUUCUGAUCGCGAUGCUUUAAAUUAUUCGGUCAUUAUCAAUUCACUAAUCUCACUUUCGGCUGGUAAUCAAUUGCUGCAGACAAUGGCUGCUGCACAAGCAAACGUCAUCGGCCGCAAGGUGUUGACACACAGUGAUAUGUUAAAUCUUGAGAUUCAUAAUGUUCUCCAGCAGCACAUUCAUUUCCACGCCAACCGACAACAACUCGUUUUCGCUACUCCAGCAGGAGACUUCAAUGUGAGGGACUCAGAAACUCGAAUGAGGCUUUCCUCUGGCGCCAAGGCUGGCUAGCCCUGUGCAGAUGCAAAUGGCUGGGGAGAAGGAGUCCGAAUCUCCUUUUCAUUUGACCCAAAUGGCGUCGAAAACCGUUUUGUGGUUAUGUUGGCACCUGAGACUCCACCGGGUUCUCCUGUUCAGAAUGAGUAGUUGAAUAAUCUGCUUUUAUGUUUCUUUGCUGAGUACUACUAAACUCUG